This is a messenger RNA of Triticum dicoccoides, 1879 nucleotides long. RefSeq lists its product as uncharacterized. The transcript is spliced from 9 exons. Lineage: Eukaryota; Viridiplantae; Streptophyta; Magnoliopsida; Poales; Poaceae. Gene Ontology annotation, biological process: mRNA pseudouridine synthesis; tRNA modification. Gene Ontology annotation, cellular component: nucleus. The record is from RefSeq and is a predicted model, not a curated record. Bases 31 to 1533 code for a protein of 500 amino acids. Gene Ontology annotation, molecular function: pseudouridine synthase activity; RNA binding.
CCGCACGAGAGAGUGGGGAGUGACGGCGAGAUGCUUCGCAGCGGCCGACCGGCAGUGGCCACGGCGGCGGCGCUGCUCCUCUCGCCGGCGCCUCGCCUCCCCCGCCGGUUCCUCUCCCUCACCGCCACCCCCUACCCUCUCUACUACGACCUCCUCGUCCACCGCCCCGUGAAAACCCCCAAAUCCACCCCCUCCGACGCCGACGCCGCCGCCCCCCGCCCCCCGCCGCCCGACGCGGAGGGCGCCGACGGGCAGCAGCAACCCGCUCUCGACCGCGCGCAGCGGAAGUACCUCCGGAAGCGCCGCAGCCGGCAGCUCCCGGACCCGGACGCCACGACGGGCACCAAGCCGACGACCACGUCGGAGAUGGUGGAGCUGCGGCCGGAGGUGGUGGACUUUCCGCGGCUGCACGCGCGCGAGGAGGCGCUCUACUUCCACGACGCCUUCGCCAUGCCCUGGGAGAAGGACAAGCACUACCGCAUGCUCUACCGCCUCGAGAAGAAGUACUUCCCGGAGCAGUCCCUCGACAACGCCUUCGUCGCCGCCGACGCCGCCGCGCCGCCCUCCGACGCCGACAAGGGCCUCGUCUUCUUCGAGGAGGAGAAGAAGGAGGGCGGGGAGGUCGGGAAGAAGGAGGGGGCGGACAAGGGGGAGGUGCUGGAGAGGAAGGUGGAGGAGUUCUUCAGGGCCCUGAAGAAAGGGCCCGGGGAGGGGAAGGCUGACGACGCUUCGACGGCGAAGAAGAAGCCGGUGUUGGGAGGGGCGCCGAGGCAGGUGAAGCGCGAUGCGGAGAGGGAGGAAGAAGACUGGCCGCGGCCGCACCUCGCGAGCACGAGGACGGAGCUGCCGCCUCGGUGGGAUGGGCCGACUGGGACCGUCGUGCUCAUCGACAAGCCCAAAGGGUGGACCUCAUUUACUGUUUGUGGAAAACUACGGCGGUUGGUGAAAGUGCAAAAGGUUGGCCAUGCUGGUACUCUGGAUCCUAUGGCCACUGGAUUGUUGAUUGUUUGUGUGGGCAAAGCAACCAAAGUUGUUGAUAGAUAUCAAGGCAUGGUUAAAGGCUAUAGUGGUGUUUUCCGGCUUGGAGAAGCAACAUCAACCUGGGAUGCAGAUUCACCAGUUAUUCAGAGGGAAUCAUGGGAACACAUCAAAGAUGAAGAUAUUAGAAAGGCAGCAGCAUCAUUCAUGGGUGAAAUAUGGCAAGUUCCUCCGAUGUUUUCUGCCAUUAAGGUUGGUGGUGAAAAAAUGUAUGACAAGGCAAGGAGGGGCGAAUCGAUAGAGCUUUCACCAAGACGUAUAUCAAUAUACAAGUUUGAUAUUGAGCGCAGUUUAGAAGACAGGCAAAAUUUGAUAUUUCGAGUUACUUGCUCGAAAGGAACAUAUAUUCGGUCCCUCUGUGCAGACUUGGGGAAAGCGCUUCGAAGCUGUGCUCAUUUAACUGCCCUUCGGAGGGACUCAAUUGGUGACUAUUCGGUCAAUGAUGCUUGGAACUUCGACGAACUGCAAGAACAAAUCACCAAGGGAUACCUAUGAGAAUUGGCCAUGCCCUUUGGAAGAUUGCGAUCGAGAGCAGCUAUUUCUAGACAUGUGGUGGACUGAGGCACUGAGCACUCAUGGUCGUGGUGCAAGCCGCUGAUGCAGCAGUAUGGUCUACAUGAAUCUGCAAUCUGACUUCUUAGGUCUCCUUGGAGUCAAGGAAUUCAUUUGUUAAGCCUGAACAAUGUAUGACUGUCGCAGUUCUGUUAUUUGCAAAACUAUAGUGAAUGGAUAGCCCUAUGUUUUGCAGGAUCCACUCCUUGUAGCUCUUCUGCCGCAAAUUUUGAUGUCCAAUACAUUAUUUUUGAUCAAAUAUGGUGCGAUUCUACCUGCCAUUUUUUUU